CUGACGGGCAGGUGGGAUGGUGUUGGACCGUUGACUCCAUUCUCACCCCCCCCCCCUCGCUUUGUAACGGCGGUGGGAGUGGGACCGGUGACUCGGAGCCCGGAGCAAAAGCCGCACAGCGACGCAACGACGCCGGGGAAAGGAGAGGGGACCAUGGGCUCCGCUUCGUCCUCCUACCGCGUCAUUUACCUGGACGUGGACGGCAGGAUUCAGAAGGUGGUGUCAGUAGAUUCUGCACCCCAUGUGACAUUAGAGCUGUUCUGUACAGCCCGGGUUUGCCAAGAAACACUAAUCUGUCCCUGCUGGAUUCAUCCGGAGCCAUGGUGUCCAUUGACCCCACUAUGCCACACAACACAGAGAGGUCACUGUAUCGAGUGGUGCCCAUGACUGGAGGACAGCUUGCUGAUAAAGAGGAACUCUUUCAGAAUGUACUGACGCAAGUAGCAGAGCAGUUUUCAAGGGCGUUCAAGAUCAACGAGCUGAAGACCGAGGUCACAAACCGUCUUGCCAUGUUGGAGAAGAGAGUAGAGUUGGAGGGGAUGAAGGUGGUGGAGAUUGAGAAAUGCCGCAACGACAUCAAGAAGCUCCGUCAAGAGAUGGCAUCUAGACACAACAGUAACUUCCUGGAAGACAAUAAGAAGCUGACUCCUCGCAGAGACGUGCCCUCUUACCCAAAGUACCAUCUGUCUAAGGAGACAGUAGAAGCUCUCAGAUUGCCUACAUUCGAUGCUUGGCAGUGGGAACCUAAUGAGAUGCUCAGCUGUCUGGAACAUAUGUACCAUGACCUGGGCUUGGUCAAAGACUUCAGCAUCAACCCUAUCACACUCAAGAGAUGGCUGCUUUGUAUCCAUGACAACUACAAGAAUAACCCCUUCCACAACUUCCGCCACUGUUUCUGUGUCACCCAGAUGAUGUACAGCAUGAUCUGCCUCUGCAACCUACAGGAGAAGUUCACUCAGGUCGACGUUUUGAUUCUCAUGACAGCUGCUGUGUGUCACGAUCUUGAUCACCCCGGAUUCAACAACACGUACCAGAUCAAUGCCAGAACAGAGCUGUCAGUUCGCUACAACGACAUCUCCCCUCUGGAGAACCACCACUGUGCCGUGGCCUUCCAGAUCUUAUCCCAGCCUGACUGCAACAUCUUCUCCAACUUCGACCCUGAGGCCUUCAAACAGAUACGACAGGGAACCAUCACACUGAUCCUGGCUACAGACAUGGCCCGACACGGUGAGAUCCUGGACUCCUUCAAGCAGAAAGUCGACAGCUUUGACUACGCCGAUGAGGAGCAUGCCACCUGUCUGAAGAUGGUGCUCAUCAAGUGCUGCGACAUCUCCAACGAGGUGCGGCCCAUGGAGGUGGCUGAGCCCUGGGUCGACUGCCUGCUGGAGGAGUACUUCAUGCAGAGCGACAGAGAGAAGGCUGAAGGGCUUCCUGUGGCUCCGUUCAUGGACAGAGAAAAGGUCACCAAGCCGACGGCUCAGAUUGGCUUCAUCAAGUUCGUCCUUAUCCCCAUGUUUGAGACUGUGAUGAAGCUGUUCCCACAGAUUGAAGAGGCGAUGGUGCAGCCACUCAGAGAGUCAAGAGACCGAUACGAAGAACUCAAACAGAUUGAUGACGCCAUGAAUGAGGUGCAGAAAAACAAAAGUGAGAGCUUGACCAUGGGAGGGAAGAAGAAGUAAGACGUUUUAUGAAGCACCAGUGAGCGUAGAGCACGAGAGUGGAGCAGUGUGAUGUAAAGUUAACCUGAGUUGUCACGACAUAUCCUCACAGAGGACCAGCAGGAUGUGUGAUCUGGGGAAAAUAAGGUGGAUUUCCAGUCUGUCAAAGAAAUGUGAUGGAGGGGAUAUGAGAAGCAGCUCUGAGACAGUGUUACAAACUACUGAUGGAAUCAAGGACCAGAUGGACAGUAGCCUUUCAGGACAUGUCAACAUUUGUACAGCACAAAUUAGAUACAUAUCUGCAUUGUUUUUUAUUUGUAAUGUGUUGUUUUUUACAGAUUGUACAGAUUUUUAGUAACCUGUGUUCUUUCCUACAAAGAAAAUAAAAGGAUU
Messenger RNA from Etheostoma spectabile (orangethroat darter), 2051 nucleotides. RefSeq names its product phosphodiesterase 9aa (gene pde9aa). Lineage: Eukaryota; Metazoa; Chordata; Actinopteri; Perciformes; Percidae. The record is from RefSeq and is a predicted model, not a curated record. Gene Ontology annotation, biological process: signal transduction. The coding region runs from base 321 to 1679 and encodes 452 amino acids. The transcript has 19 exons. Gene Ontology annotation, molecular function: 3',5'-cyclic-nucleotide phosphodiesterase activity.